This is a messenger RNA of Amblyraja radiata (thorny skate), 1698 nucleotides long. RefSeq names its product anoctamin-9-like. The record is from RefSeq and is a predicted model, not a curated record. The coding region runs from base 54 to 1526 and encodes 490 amino acids. Gene Ontology annotation, biological process: chloride transmembrane transport. The transcript is spliced from 14 exons. Gene Ontology annotation, cellular component: plasma membrane. Gene Ontology annotation, molecular function: chloride channel activity. NCBI's taxonomy places the organism in Eukaryota, Metazoa, Chordata, Chondrichthyes, Rajiformes, Rajidae.
AUAAAAAAAUUGAUAACCUCAACAAGUACUCUUUCUUUCAAACUAUAGCCACUAUGUUUCUGGAGUUGUGGAUGCGAACCAGAGCAAGAGUCGUCAAUGACUGGGAUUUGUUCAAUUGGGAUGAGGAUGAGGAGGAACUUGCUCUCGGGCUAAUAUACUGUCCUGACGUACCACCACAAAAAUAUCAUUAUUCUUUUAGGAGAACAGGUAUAGUCCUCUUCUUAUCAUUUGUUCAGAUUGCUGUUAUAAUUUGUAUUGCGCUUGGCAUUGUGGUAUUUCGGAUUACUUUAUCCGUUUCAUUGAUGACUGCACAAUUCCAUUUCAAGCGUGAAGUAGCUGAAAUAGUGUCCUUGAUGAUAGGUGCUGUUUUGCACUAUAUCACACUUCUAAUCAUGACCAAGGUGAAUUGUAUUGUUGCAAAGAAACUGUGCAAAUUGGAAAUGCAGCGUACUGAUUUAGCUCGAGAAAAUAGUUAUACUGCAAAAAUGUUCACGUUUCAGUUCUUCAACCUAUUUGCUUCCAUUAUUUACAUUGCGUUUUUUCUUGGAAGAAUCAAUGGCUAUCCAGGUAAUUACGUGAAAAUAGCAAGGAAGUGGCGUCUAGAAGAGUGUCAUCCAAGUGGCUGCAUUACAAAUCUCUUUCUGCAAAUGGGUGUUAUAAUGGUGUUGAAACAAGUGGUAGGCACCACCACGGAAUAUGUUUACCCAUACUUAAAAUAUAAAAGGAAUAAGUAUCAGACUAGGUUCUCAAAUGACAAUGUAGACGAGGUAACGAGGCAUUGGAUUAAAAAUUAUAAUUUAGCUGACGUCAACUCCUACUCUCUGUUCGAAGAGUUUUUAGAAAUGGCAAUUCAGUAUAGUUUCACCACAAUAUUUGUUGCAGCCUUUCCAUUGGCUCCUUUACUAGCUUUGCUGAAUAACUUACUUGAAAUUCGGUUAGAUGCCAAAAAAAUGAUUUUGCAUCUCAAACGACCAAUACCCCGGAAAGCAAAAGAUAUUGGAAUAUGGUUCGAAAUUCUCGAAGUAAUUGGGGUUCUUGCUGUUAUUGGAAAUGGAUUGGUGAUAUCCUUCACAUCAGAUUUCAUUCCUCGACAAGUGUACCUUUACAUGUCUGGUCCAUGUAAGCAUCCACAUCAUAUCAAAAUUGAUUGUAUGACUGGGUACGUUAAUUACAGUCUCUCUGUGUACCAUCUGAAGCAUUUUGAGAAAAGUAUUGAUCAUUUUAAAGGAUCACACGUCUUGAACUAUCCGAUAACUCAUUGUAGGUAUCGAGACUACAGAAAUGAAUAUACUCAAGAGCUUACUGUCCAGUUUUGGCAAAUUUCUGCUGCUCGUUUGGCCUUUUUGGUGUUAUUUGAGAAUAUUGCUGUUUGCAUCAAGUAUCUUGCAGCUUGGUUUAUCCCUGAAGUUCCAGUUGGAAUCCAAAAUAAAAAUCUACGUAGGACAUAUGAGCAAUUAAAAGAGGAGCUGAAGAUGAUUGUUCCGAGAAGCCCAAUGACUUCAUUAGCUCACCAAUUGACCGUUUAAUCAUGAACAAUGCGAAAAUAAAAGUAUUGUGCCAAAGCUGUUUACCAGAAAAAAUUAUUUGACAACAUGUCUGAUGACUUGUAUUACUUUACUAGUUUAAUAAAACUUUGUCAAGCAAAUAUGAUUUAAAAAUAUACCAUAUUUGAAACAAUUAAAUCCUGUCAGUGAAAAA